GUCCCGGCGGGGGCGUGGCUCGGCCAGACCCAACUUUCCGUUUGUCGCGGGCCGUUAGGGGGCGCUGCCGGGCCGCGUCUGAGGCCUCGGGCCGGCCGGUGGCAGCGAGGCAAGCGGCGGGUGCGGGCGGCGCCGGCGGAGGAUGUGGGGCGGCGCCGGCGGGGAGAGGCGGCAGCAGCCCCAGCCCGGGCGCGGAGGGCUGAGCCCAGAUGGUCAGGAUCAUUCACUGCCUCCUGUCUCUUAUCAUAAAAAGAAGUUGGCAAAGAGACCAGGAUACAUGAGACCACAAGCUCCGCAACAGAUAAAAUUUCAGCCUCCUGCUCACUGCAAGCCAUUCAACCCAAAGGGGCUUGAACAUGGCAGAAAGCAUUGUGAAGACUUCAAGAACUGCUCUCUGCACAGACUCUGCAAAAAUGACUUUGAAUUCUUACAUUGUAAUUCAUCUGUAAACAGUACCAUAGUUACCACCACUGUGGUAACAACAUCGACCACGGCUGGAAAUAUGACAGGAAGCCUCAGAAAUCUGUCAGAUCUCAGGAUUCAGCCGUCAGAAAAUGUAGUUCUGCCAGUUUGUCCUGCAGCUGCCACAUGUAAAAGAGACUUCUCACCUGUGUGCAGUUCAAAUACAUGGCAGACUGAUCUACUAGCGACUACGUGGGAGACAAUCCACGGUGCUAGAGUAAAGGAGCCAAAGAAAAUGUACACUUUGGAUCAGAAGGAAGUGAAUAAUAACUGUGUAUAUAACAACAAAGAAGUCACUUCUUACUUAUCCAGUACUUGGGAUAGCUUUAAUUCAAGUUUCAGCUUCAUACAGCUCUCACUGAACUCAAGUUUUGAAAAAAGUGACACUGAAGGCCAGUCAGAUGGCAAGGCAAUGGAACACACUCUGGAAACAAAUGCAACAGGACAAAUAGAAAAUGUUAAUUUACAUGAACCAGGGGAGAGACUAAGAAGUUCACAUAAAGACGUAGGGGCUUCAUCUUGCAUUUGUAGGCAUGGUGAGGAUUAUCAGUGUGCAAGAGAGACCAUAGUGAAAGAUAAAUUGCAGGAUUGUGAGAUGGUAUCUCUUUUGGAUACAGAUGCAGCAUUUUCAUGUUCCACAGAUUCCUCAGAUGCAGCAUCUGCUGGUUCUUCUGUUACUUCAGGCUACGAAAGUAGCUUUACUGUUAGUGAUCACAACUGGGACACCCUGAUGAGGAAAUAUGAACCGGUGCUAUUGGACUGCUUGGUUGGGAACCGUAGUACAUUAAAGAUAAAAUCCUUAAUGUUAAGGCUUCAGAGGCUUCAAGACAAAGCAAUAGAGGAAGAUGACUAUGAUAAAGCUGAUAAAUUUAGAAGGAAACUAGAAGAACUGGAGCGAGAGAAGAAUUCUUUAAAAUUUCAGCUUCCUUCAAAGCAUCCUUCAAUUAUCAGCUUCUUGGACAGAUUCAGUGCACAAGUUCAAACAGCGUUGUACUGGGCUGGAGAUCGGGUUGGAAGUGAAGAAGCGCAGCUCUGGCAAAAAAACGAGCAAACGCUUUUGAGUCCUGCUUACCAAAAGAUGAUACAGGUUUCAACCACAAAAAGAAACCAGCUUCUUCAAGAAAAGCAAUGGUUACAGAAAGAAAUUGAAGACCUCAGAGCAAGGCUGGCUGUGCUAGAAGCAAAAGAUCAACAAUUAAGAGGAGAUAUUGAAGAGCAAGAUAGACUUAUUCAGUUGCAGGACUGCGAGUUGACUGCCUUGCUUAGCUGUGUAUCUUUGAGAGAGCUACAGGAAAUAAGCAAGGCCUUAGAGGACACUUUAGCAUCGUCAUAUCAAAUUCCAUUUAAUUUGGAUCUCCCUGAGACCAUCAAGAGCCUUCAGGAAAAAGAACAAUCACUAAGCAUGUCCAUUAAAGAAACGACUGCCAAAGUUUGUGCAAGUCAGAAACUAUGCAGUACUUUGAGGAGAAAAGUGAGUGAUAUUGAGACCCAACUACCAGCUUUACUUGAAGCCAAAAUGCUUGCUGUAUCAGGAAGUAAUUUCUGUACUGCUAAGGAUCUUGCAGAAGAAAUAAGAUCAUUAACAUCUGAGAGAGAAGGGCUGGAGGGACUUCUCAAUGAGCUGUUGGUGCUGAAUACCAGAAAUGUCCGAAAAUUAGAGAGAAUUAAAGAAGAUUACAACAGAUUGAAACAAGAACUGGAGCAGGGGGAGUCUGCCUUUGAGACAAACGUGAAGGAAGAUGCUGUGAAGUUCAUGGAGAUGCUGGAGGAUAAGCUGCAUAGCUGUGGGAACCAGCUGCUCGAAAGAGUGUGGGAAGCUGACUUGGAGGCCUGUCAGCUGUUGAUCCAAGGGUUUCAGCUGAAAGAAGCUGGUUGCUGUGUUUCAGAGGGAGAAGAGGGCCGAACAGAUGAGAUGGAUGCCGCUGAUGAUCACUGUUCGGACACAGCGAGAGGAAAAGAAAGCCACUUUCCAAAAGGCACAGAGCGGGGCGCUGUUCCAUGCCCCACUGCUCAAACCAAAUGCCGUGAACUCAAAGAGGACUUCCACUUAUUUUCUGCAGAACUGGGAGAAAAAUGUGAAGCAAUAAGUGAGAAACUGGUGCAAUUAGAAGAUCAACUCCAAACAUCAGUCUGCAGCUUGGAUGACGGUUUUAUUCAGUCUCUACAGAGGGAGAUCCAGAUGGUGAAGGAAACUCUGCAGGCCAUGCUGAUGCAGCUCCAGCCGGAUAAGGAGGCAGGAGAAGAUGAGGCUGGAACUUCCUCUGUGACAGCUGGUGUCCAGGAAAAAAAGACUUAAAGGAAUAAUAUUGAGGCGGUUUUGGUAUUUUAAUGUUAAUUCACAAAGGGUUGCUUUUAGUAACGGAAUACUGCCUUACCAAGCCUUGAGGAUCUCUUCUCUCCCUGCAUAACUAAUAACAACUAAAUCAAUUAUGGAGAAAUGGAGCCUGGAGGUUUAUCAACAGAAGUGUUCUACACAGCUUCACAUGUUCUGGCACAGACUGGAAAACAGCUUUCAGAGCAGAGCAUCUCCUGUAAUUGCGUAGAUUACAAAUUGAUACAUUUCAAGUGAUUCAGCAGAGUCUCCUUUAAUGUCAGAGUGAGAUUUUUCUAACUGUUAUAAACAACUUCCUUACUCGUGCAUUCUUCAAUCUUUUUCUCCUUCAACAUGUAACGUUAAAGGCAGUAUUCUUCAGUAUUGCUGAGAGACAGCUGAGGAAAUAAGUAAUUUUUUGUCUUUGUAACACCCACGUUAUUUUCAGAUUCCUACAAAAUAUAAGCCCACUAGGAUAGAAUUCAAAAUAACCAAAUUCUUCUAACUUAAAUUAGGACUGCACUUACCCAGUGGCAUUCAACAUAGCAGAGAAAAUUAACAUCAGACUAGAGAAUAAUAACUUUUCAACCAUUUUCAUUUUAUAGCAAAUACAUAUUAAUACUAAAAGCUCAGAACAUUUAAAGUGAUAACCUACUGAUUUGUGGUCUUUAUAUUUGAAUAAUGUAUGAGCAUUAAGUCAUUUUUCUUAAUACUAUGCUUACUUCUUUAACCUGCCCUGUAUUGUCAUAAAAAUGAAAGGUUUUUGGAUGUGUAUAUACAUACAUAUGUUUGAUAAAGUUAUAUCAUCUGUUUAAUCUCUUUAUUUCCUACAGGAAAAAAGAAAAGGAAUGGAACUAAAACCAGCUAAAUAUUGGUGAUUUACAAUGGUGCAGUAUUCAAACAAUUAGUAAAUUGUGUACUCAUAAAUCAAAACAUUCUUACUUGGAUGCUAAAAUAAACUGAGGUUAUCACAUUUUCAUUCGGAAUCCUAUUUCUACUAUUUGCUGCAGAGACUAAGGGGGGGAAAUUAAAAAUAAAUACAAAAAACAGCUCCUUAGAAACUCAAUUCAGUUUAAUUCAACCUUUAAAUCACUAGCUCAAGCCAAUUAUUCACAACAGUAGAUUGUACCUCUUUUAAAAAUGGACUUUUUAAAAAUAAUAAUUCAUGUUUGUGCCAUUAGAGUUGCUGGGUUUACAAAUAAAGCAUGACCAGGGCUGGCUCCAGGCACCAGCCGACCAAGCACGUGCUUGGGGUGGCACCUUGGGCCGGGGUGGUGCUCGGG
Mauremys mutica (yellowpond turtle) is the source of this 4056-nucleotide messenger RNA. It is a transcript of the gene DISC1, whose product is annotated as DISC1 scaffold protein. NCBI's taxonomy places the organism in Eukaryota, Metazoa, Chordata, Testudines, Geoemydidae. Gene Ontology annotation, biological process: neuron migration; cilium assembly. The record is from RefSeq and is a predicted model, not a curated record. Gene Ontology annotation, cellular component: centrosome; microtubule; mitochondrion.